UCCUCUUUCUUCUCUUCUCGUCAAGGUGAAUGUGACAGCAACCCAUGUGAGAACGGAUCGGCUUGUCGAGAUGGGGAAGGAACGUACAUAUGUGAAUGUCCAAUGGGCUAUGAUGGGCAGAACUGCGGACGUUUUACAGGUGCAAACUGCGGAUACAACAUCUUCGAAUCAACCGGAGUGAUCGAAUCUCCUAACUAUCCGGCUAAUUAUAAUAACCGAGCUGAUUGUUUGUACCUCGUCCGCAUCAAGGGUGCACGUAUCAUCACUUUUACAAUCGAAGACUUCAUGACUGAGGUCUUUAAAGAUGUUGUGGAGUAUGGUGUUGGACCUGUGGCUGAUUUUAACCAAGCUCUUGGAUCGUUCGAGGGUAACCUAUCAUCAACCAACCAGGUACCUGCCCCAUUCUCAGUGGCGAAUGAACAGGCUUGGUUUCUCUUUUCAACGGAUCGUAACAUCCCCCAGAAAGGAUUCAGAAUCACUUUUACAUCAGAUGGAGACGACUGUAGCCCUAAUCCGUGUCUGAAUGGAGCGACUUGUGUUGAUCAGGUCAAUGAUUAUGAGUGUAUCUGCCCGCCUGGGUUCACCGGUGAUAACUGCGAAACAGAUAUUGAUGAAUGUGCUAGCACACCUUGUCUUAACGGCGGUGAUUGUGUUGAUCAAGUCAAUGGAUACAUCUGUAAUUGUGUUCCUGGUUUCAAUGGAGUUAACUGCGAGAACAAUAUAAAUGAAUGCGCGAGCAGCCCUUGUCAGAAUGGAGGUACUUGUGUAGACGGUAUCAAUCAGUUUGCCUGCACCUGUCUGGCUGGAUACACCGGAACACUGUGCGAAACAGAAAUUGACGAAUGCGCAAGCAGCCCUUGUCAAAAUGGCGGAUCUUGCAACGAUUUCGUGAAUAGAUACACAUGUGACUGUCUAAGUGGGUUUACUGGGACCAACUGUGAAACAAAUAUCAACGAAUGUGCAAGUGGCCCUUGUCUUAAUGGAGGCUCCUGUGUGGACGGCGUCAAUGGUUACGUGUGCCAGUGUCUACCCAACUUUACAGGAACACACUGUGAGAUAUCAUUGGAUGCAUGCAUUAGCAUGCCGUGUCAGAACGGAGCAACGUGUAGAAACGCUGGUGGAGAAUAUGUUUGUGAAUGUCUACCCGGAUAUACAGGAAUUAAUUGUGAAAUCAAUAUCAAUGAAUGUGCCAGUCUUCCGUGUCAGAAUGGUGCACAGUGCAUCGAUGGUAUAGACAUGUACACCUGCCAGUGUCGCCAAGGAUACACUGGUGUCAAUUGCGAGGAAGUUGGAUUCUGUGACUUGGAGGGUAUUUGGUAUAACGAGUGUAAUGAUCAGAUUACCAUCGUCAAGACAUCAACAGGGAUGAUGCUAGGGGAUCAUGUCACCUAUAGCGAACGUGUCAUCGGUAUUGCAGCCCCUACUGUGGUGGUUGGUUACGCCAGUAACAACUAUGACUUCCCGUCGUUUGGCUUUACCGUUGUCCGUGAUAACGGUCAAACGACCACCAGCUGGACUGGUCAGUGUCAUCUAUGUGAUGGUCAAGAAGUGUUAUAUACUACAUGGAUAGAGAGUAGCAUGGUCAAUACUUGUGAAGACAUCAAGAGAGCUAACAAGGUCGGACAGGAUAAAUGGACGAGAUACGAGCAGAGCUUCGCCCCUCAACCCGAGAUAUAAAGAAAUAAUCCGGAAACUAGAACUAUGUGUGGGAAUAAAAUUAUGUUCCCGCAUUCGUUCUUUUUAAAUUUAAUUAAUUCUGAACUUUGUAAAUGUCUUAUAACUAAUGUCUUAUGUUGUUUUUAACACACAAGUGAUAUAUAUCAGAAAUGCAUCAAUAAUAAUUGUUCCCCGUUUUGUAUAUAUUUUGCUAAACAAUGGGAUUUAUCUCCUUGCAAAGCUGUAGGGAAAAACAUAAAUUAUGGAAUUUUCAAAAGAAUAAUGCAAUAACCUGCUGUCUAAUUUGGAAUAUAACCAAUUUUGAGCACCAGGAUUUUAA
Messenger RNA from Lytechinus pictus (painted urchin), 1996 nucleotides. Its product is annotated as fibropellin-3. The coding region runs from base 103 to 1677 and encodes 524 amino acids. The record is from RefSeq and is a predicted model, not a curated record. The transcript has 13 exons. Lineage: Eukaryota; Metazoa; Echinodermata; Echinoidea; Temnopleuroida; Toxopneustidae. Gene Ontology annotation, molecular function: calcium ion binding; biotin binding.